Molecule: messenger RNA, 309 nt
Organism: Staurois parvus
Lineage: Eukaryota; Metazoa; Chordata; Amphibia; Anura; Ranidae
Source: the annotation of a GenBank genome assembly
AUGUAUGUGAAAUGGUUUGAUACAGUAAUGUUUUACUAUGUGAUUUUAGUGAAUGUCACUUUUUGUCAUUUUCAAAUUUCCCGCCGUUCCGUCCCCCGUACGUCCCGACGCUCGCAGGGGACGGAACCCAGAUGACAGAUGCCAGCAUCCGCGGGAUUACAUUGCCGGGGACACUGCAGGAGGGACAUCGUGGGAGCGCAGGACAAGGUAAGUGAAGAACAGAUGCCGGAGCAGCGCCGCAUGGUAAGCCCGAGUGUUGCUCGGGGUUACCGCUUUUGCUACACUCGGGAAUACCGUCAGGGAGGCUAC